UCUCUCACAUACUUAUUAUCGGUCUGAGAAUCUCCUGGCCAAAGUUGAAGUCGAGGACCCUUUACGUCCUCAAUUGGGUCUUCCAUCUCUACCUUUCUGUUUCUCUGGCCAUGGACACUCUGCUCCAAUCAUCUCCCAUUUUCAUUUCCAAAUGGACCCACAUCAACCCUAGGCAAUUGGUUUUUUCCACUUUUAAGCAACAACACAGGAGUUGUAAUCUUAAGUUGAGGGCGAUUACCAAGAGUUCGCAAGAUGGAUCCUCUCCUGUAAGCAAGGAUGGCGUCUUAUUGGAUACUGAGAAAGAUGAAUCUGGUUCAGUCGUUGGUUUUCGUUUCAUUCCUCAAUCUGCUGAUGACACAGAAAUUAGCAACUCUCACGAUGACAUAUCAACAAACGACAAAGCAGAAGAAGUGAUUGUGGAUGAUGACUUGGGAGAAACAAGACGCGCAGAAGUGACAUACAACAUUGUUUUCGUUACUUCUGAGGCAGCACCAUACUCGAAAACUGGAGGCUUAGGAGAUGUGUGUGGAUCUUUGCCGAUUGCACUUGCAGGACGUGGGCAUCGUGUGAUGGUUGUUUCACCUAGAUAUAUGAAUGGUGGACCUUCAGAUAAGAAGUUUGCUGCUGCUGUUGAUCAAGAUUGUCGAAUUAAGGUUGCUUGCUCUGGUGGGGUGCAGGAUGUUGCGUUCUUUCAUGAGUAUAGGGCCGGUGUUGAUUGGGUGUUUGUAGACCAUCCUUCUUUCCAUCGUCCUGGAAAUCCAUAUGGUGAUGCUUAUGGUGCAUUUGGUGAUAACCAGUUCCGGUUCACCUUACUUUGUCAUGCAGCGUGUGAAGCUCCUCUAGUGCUUCCUUUGGGAGGGUUUACAUAUGGUGAAAAAUGUUUGUUCCUUGCAAAUGAUUGGCAUGCUGGUCUGGUGCCAGUACUAUUGGCAGCAAAGUAUCACCCCUAUGGAGUUUACAAGGAUGCUAGGAGUAUUGCCGUCAUACAUAAUCUUGCACACCAGGGAGUCGAGCCUGCAUCAACUUACAGUAAUUUUGGAUUGCCCCCAGAGUGGUAUGGAGCUUUGGGUUGGGUAUUUCCUACUUGGGCAAGAACACAUGCUCUUGACACUGGUGAAGCUGUCAACAUUCUAAAAGGUGCACUUGUAACUGCUGAUCGGAUACUGACAGUUAGCCAGGGUUAUUCUUGGGAAAUUACAACCCCAGAAGGUGGAUACGGUCUAAACGAGCUUCUGACCAGUAGAAAGACUGUUGUGAAUGGGAUCACAAAUGGCAUUGAUGUAACCGAAUGGAAUCCAUCUUCUGAUGAGCAUCUCCCUUCUCAUUACACUCUGGAUGACCUUUCAGGGAAGAUUGAAUGCAAGAUUGCUCUUCAAAAGGAAUUAGGUCUUCCAAUUCGGCCAGAUUGCCCAUUGAUUGGAUUUAUUGGGAGAUUGGACUACCAGAAGGGUAUUGACAUAAUUCUAUCGGGAACUCCAGACUUGUUGCAAGAUGAUGUUCAAUUUAUAAUGCUUGGAUCUGGAGAAAAACAAUAUGAAGACUGGAUGAGAGCCAUGGAAGCAACAUUCAAAGAUAAAUUUCGUGGAUGGGUUGGAUUCAAUGUUCCUAUAUCUCACCGGAUAACAGCAGGAUGUGAUAUCCUACUAAUGCCCUCAAGAUUCGAGCCAUGUGGUCUAAAUCAGCUGUAUGCAAUGAGAUAUGGAACUAUACCUGUAGUCCAUGAAACUGGAGGACUUGGAGACACUGUGAAGACUUUCAAUCCAUUUGCUGAUGAAGGCAGAGGUGAAGGUACCGGGUGGGCGUUCAAACCUUUGACAAGAGAAUGCAUGUUGGAUGCACUAAGGGUUGCUAUAGAGACUUACAGGAAACACAAGCCUUCUUGGAGAGGGUUGAUGAAGAGAGGAAUGGAAAGGGAUUCUUCGUGGGAUAAUGCUGCAGUCCAGUAUGAGGAAGUUUUCAAAUGGGCUUUCAUCGAUCCUCCUUAUGUCAGCUGAUCAAAAUGAAAUAUGCAAGAGAGAAAAUAGAGAUCUGUUCAUAGCGGCGGUUGGUCAAAUACUAUGUUGCUGAGUUCCAGACUUCUGGUUGCAACCAAUCUUAAUGCUUUUACCAACUACCAAACAAUGCUUAUGUAUGAGCAUCUGGAGCUGGUUGGAACUUGAUAAACAGGCCCUUGAAGGAUCAAUCUGCUGUAGGUGAGUGCAUUCCAGAUAUCUUGAAUGUAUUACAUUAAGAAGAUAGGUUGUAAUAACAUUCUCAUAGAUAAUAUUUUUGAGCAAUAUACAGAUUUUCUUA
This is a messenger RNA of Cynara cardunculus var. scolymus (artichoke), 2292 nucleotides long. Its product is annotated as soluble starch synthase 1, chloroplastic/amyloplastic-like. Gene Ontology annotation, cellular component: chloroplast. The record is from RefSeq and is a predicted model, not a curated record. NCBI's taxonomy places the organism in Eukaryota, Viridiplantae, Streptophyta, Magnoliopsida, Asterales, Asteraceae. Gene Ontology annotation, molecular function: alpha-1,4-glucan glucosyltransferase (UDP-glucose donor) activity. The transcript is spliced from 15 exons. The coding region runs from base 111 to 1994 and encodes 627 amino acids.